Molecule: messenger RNA, 553 nt
Organism: Entrophospora sp. SA101
Lineage: Eukaryota; Fungi; Glomeromycota; Glomeromycetes; Entrophosporales; Entrophosporaceae
Source: the annotation of a GenBank genome assembly
AUGUCACAACUACAGAAAUCGAAUCCAUUCGGAGAGUUGUCAGCACUAGCGGCGAGGAUCAAAUUGAAAGCUACAAUAAGUGGCGCUCAUAGGCUACUACCACAACAAAAAACAUUGCUCAAUCAAAGCUCGUCAAGCUUGACAAGUACAUGUUUGGGAACAGAGGGAUACUCAAACAUGCGCUAUGAUCUCGGUCAGAGUUAUCCAUCAUCACUUGGCCCAAUUUUCUUCAGCAUUAAUGAUGAUAUUGAGAAAGAGAUUUUCCACACAUCCUAUGAGAACGUUGGACAUGUCGAAAAGUGGACCCGCACAUUUGGAAAGGGGUACUUGCUAUACAAAUUGGAUACUAAAGAUCAAUACAGUAUUCUACCAGUUGAUCCUUUGAGUAAACAUUACAAGGGUUUGCCUGUAUUGACAAGAAGCUUGCUUUCAGUAAUAGAGAUUCAGCCGGGACCUUUUGUAGACCGAGACACUGAUGAUUAUAAACAAACUGAAGAAUUGCAAAUACUGCACUGUGAUGCAGAGCUACGUUCUAUCUUGGUUGGUUUUCCAG